Fukomys damarensis (Damara mole-rat) is the source of this 1076-nucleotide messenger RNA. RefSeq lists its product as uncharacterized. The record is from RefSeq and is a predicted model, not a curated record. Gene Ontology annotation, molecular function: structural molecule activity. Gene Ontology annotation, cellular component: plasma membrane; bicellular tight junction. Bases 310 to 1047 code for a protein of 245 amino acids. The transcript has 3 exons. Gene Ontology annotation, biological process: bicellular tight junction assembly; cell adhesion. NCBI's taxonomy places the organism in Eukaryota, Metazoa, Chordata, Mammalia, Rodentia, Bathyergidae.
GACCGUUGAAACUGCCACACAUUGGCUUGGCACCAAGAACCAGGCCUACCCUGUGGGUGAGAGCUCCUGGCUCCUGGACCAAGACGCCAGUGAGAAGAGAGGUGAGGACCCUGCAGGCAGCCCUGUCUGUCAGCCCUGGUGGCCCAGGGAGCAGGCCAUCACCCUGCCCUGUCACCAGGUCCCACGCACAGCACUCUGGUGCUUCAUCAUUUUUCAUUGGUCUUUUCUUGCUGGUCGGACAUUUCUCCCUCCCUGUUGAAGGCUUUCUGUUCUCUGAAGACUAUUUAUUCCAUCUUGCAAAGGUGGAAAAUGACCCUCGACACCUGUUGUUUUCCUGGAGUGAAGCAACACAUCUGUGCCCUGAUUGCCUUCCUGUCUAGUUCUGUGGCCUGGGUAUUGGGUAUCACCCUAGUGAGCAGCAUAUCCUGGCGAGUGUGGGAACUGGACAGCCAGGUUGUUCCCCUUGCCUUCAUUGGCCUUUGGAAUGCUAGAUAUUAUGUCAGGCGAAAUAACUCUGGCACAGUGGUUGAUAUGCCAGUGCAGACCAGCAUCCACAGCGGGUGGACCCAGGCAACUGAGCUUCAAUAUGCAAAAGAUCUAAUGGUGUUGGUAAAUUUCACUCAGCCAGCGGCUCUGAUUCUCAGCACAGUGGCCUUCUUAGUCAGCAGACUGGAGCCCACCUAUCCAGAAUUCCUGCGACUCUAUUACAGAAGCUCAGCCCUCCUUCUUUUCCUCAGCUCUGGCUGUGUGGCUCUGGCUGUGAGCUGGAACUAUGCCAUGGAUAUGUAUGGCCAUAGUACCCUUGACUUCCCAGGAGAGUUUGCUGUGGACAAAGAGGCUGUGACCAAAAAGCACUUCUCCUAUGUGUUUCCGCUAGGGAUCGUCACUGCCACUCUGUCCCUCCUCAGUGGCAUCCUAAGCUUUGGGGUCCUGAGCUUCACACAGCCCAAGGACCAAGUAAGGAAAGCUGAGGGCCGAGAGCUGGGAUGCGUGGCAAGGCCUGAGCACAGGGUGCUUGAGGAAAUCGCCACCUCGUUGGCAUGCUGAGGCGACUAUGUUCUCACUGCAAAUAAACU